Hyposmocoma kahamanoa is the source of this 2358-nucleotide messenger RNA. Its product is annotated as E3 ubiquitin-protein ligase RNF19B-like. The transcript is spliced from 9 exons. Bases 463 to 2169 code for a protein of 568 amino acids. Gene Ontology annotation, molecular function: zinc ion binding; ubiquitin protein ligase activity; ubiquitin conjugating enzyme binding. The record is from RefSeq and is a predicted model, not a curated record. NCBI's taxonomy places the organism in Eukaryota, Metazoa, Arthropoda, Insecta, Lepidoptera, Cosmopterigidae. Gene Ontology annotation, cellular component: cytoplasm; ubiquitin ligase complex. Gene Ontology annotation, biological process: protein polyubiquitination; ubiquitin-dependent protein catabolic process; positive regulation of proteasomal ubiquitin-dependent protein catabolic process.
GCUCAUCAUAACGUAGUCGCUGUCGAUUUUGUGCAUUUAUUUUAAAAUAAUGGCAUUGCCAUCUUGAUCGCAGUCAGUUUCUGUAUGUUUAAUUACAGUAACAUAUGUAUUAAGUUCGUGGAGUUAACCGCUAUCGCGUUAUUUCUAUUUGGUAGUAAGUAGUUGAGUGCGUUACGUUUUCGCUCUCUCAGCACAAUGGGAGUUCAAUAACAACGAUUCUUCCCCUCCUAGAGACUGCAUCUGCAUCGCGUAUCACGUACGUUCAUCUGGCCAUCGGCACUUUCUCUCGCUGAUGUUUUACGAGAUUGCCUAACUGAGUUGUGCAAAGACUGGCCGGGUGGCUUAGUGGAUGUUUGGUAACGGUAGACUGUGGACCGUGAGACGGUAAUCGUGUGAAUGUGCGGGUGUGUCGCGUAACCGCGAGACCUCAGCUGCAGUGAGUGUGAUGAGUGAGGGUGCGUGAUGGUGGAACGCGAGGGAAUGCGGCGCGGCAGCGGCGGAGGGUGCGGCUGGGGCGGAGGCGUGCUGGGCCGCUGGUCGCUGCGCCGCCUUCUGCUCGAUAGCCCUCUUGUGGGCAGAAGACUAGCACAUACAGUUCUGGAUCAGGGCGACAGUAGGCCGGCAAAACAGAACGUGGUGGAAACAGCAAAUAAGCAACAACAGACCGUCGAAUUUAUCGCCGAAGACGAAGAGGGCGACGUCCUAGAAUGCCCACUAUGCCUGACAAUAUUCGCGGCAAGCGGCAUGGUGCGGCUGGCGUGGUGCACGCACCGCAGCUGCGAACCCUGUCUGCGCCAGUACCUCGCCAUCGAGAUCUUCGAAGCACGAGUGCCUGUAUCCUGCCCUGUCUGCCACGAAAACAUGCACCCACUUGAUGUACGUAGAAUCGUGGACAACCCGGUGCUAUAUGACAAAUAUGAAGAGUUCUCAGUGCGACGCGCGCUUGCCGCUGACCCUGACACCAGGUGGUGUCCCGCGCCAGAUUGCAGUUUCGCGGUAGUGGCAACGGGGUGUGCAUCCUGCCCGAAACUAACGUGUCUAGCUCCGGGGUGUGGUGCGUCCUUCUGCUACCACUGUAAGGCGGCGUGGCACCCGACACAGACGUGUGACGCGGCGCGCCGCAGCCGACAGCCGCCGCCGCGCGCGCCGCAGCCCUCCCAUGCUGAUUUCGAUCAUGGCGAAGUCAAACCGUGCCCGCGGUGCUCGGUGCUGAUCGUGAAAGUGGAGGAUGGCUCGUGCAACCACAUGGUGUGCUGCGUAUGUGGAGCAGAGUUUUGUUGGCUAUGCAUGAAGGAGGUCUCGGACCUGCACUAUCUUAGUCCGAGCGGUUGCACAUUCUGGGGCAAGAAACCGUGGUCACGCAAAAAGAAGCUGCUCUGGCAGCUAGGCACAUUAGCGGGCGCACCGCUCGGCAUCGCCGUCGUGGCCGGAGUGGCGUUGCCCGCGUUGCUGGUCGGACUGCCCUUAUGGGCCGGUCGCCGCGCGCAUCGCCGCCUGAGGAGACACACGCCCGCGAAGCGACGCGCUGCUGUCGCUGCCGCCGUUGCCGCUGCGUUGGUAGUAUCACCGCUGGUGGCUGGGUUGGCGGUGGGCAUCGGCGUGCCGAUUUUGCUGUUCUACGUAUACGGCGUGGUGCCGGUGUCGCUGUGCCGCGCCGGAGGCUGCGGCGGGGGCCCCGCGCCCGGUCCUCCCACUCCCUUCGACGAUGAUCGCGAUGGGCCUGCCGAUCAUGAUGCCGUUUCUAGAAGGCUCGAACCUAGCAUCGGCGACGCGUCGCUGUCGGCGGGGUCGGCGCAGGUGGAGGCGCGCGCCGCGUCGCUGGCCGCGCUGGCGGGGUCGCUGGGCGGGCCCGAGGCGGCGUCGCCGGGCGCCACGCGCGUGGAGGUGACGGCGCUGGUGGCGGCGCCGGCGCCCGACGCGCACAGCGCGCACAGCGGCCACAGCGCCCACAGCGCCCACAGCGCGCGCUCGUGGCCCGAGGACCUGCCGUCCACGUCGGCGCGCUCGGCGCGCCUGCGCUCGCUGUUCCUGUACGGCUCGGCCGUGCCGCCCGACCCCGAGGCCGGCCCGUCGGCGCCGGCGCCCCCGCCCUCGCCCCCGCCCCCGCUGGCCGUGCACGUGUCCAGCGCGUGCGAGACGGGCCGCGCGCCCGCGCCCGCCGCCUCCUAACCCGCUGCGGCGCCGCUCUAUCCGAUGUUUGUGAUACUUUCAAUAAUAACUACUAUUAAUGAUCUAAAUUAUUUAAUUUUUCACGUUUGUAGGCGAAAAAGUAAUCGUAAGCGAUAUUGUAUGUUAUGUGAAUCGUAUAAAACUAAACUUAAGGAUUAAAAUGUGAUUAUUAUAUCUAGUCGUUGUUUC